AUGGCAUUGGACUCAACCAGCAAGGGAGAUUUCUCCACUAACACCGCAAACGAAGCCAAUGCACUGAUAGAGAACCUUGCAGCCAGCAAUAGCAAUCACGGCACUGACUAUGACCGUACUGUUUGGGUCAAUGCGGUCGAGACUGAUGCUAUUAAAGAUCUCACGGCCAAGGGGAAUCUCCUGCUGAAAAGGGAUCACCAAGUGGUUAACAUGUGCGAGGAACAAGCUGGGGGAUAUGCAGACUUUGGAGCUGAGACAUACCAGGAGGGUAAGGAGGAAGUAAACUAUAUGGGAGGACAAGGGAACUUCCAAAAUCGAGGUUUUAACCAGAAUUUUAGGAAUCAUCCUCAUCUGUCCUACAGGAGCAACAAUGUCGAGAACCCCCAGGAUCAGAAACCUCAGGUCAACAACUUCGCGCAAGGGUAUCAACCGGUUGCACCGCAGGCAGCAGUCUCACAGGAGAGCAAACUGGAACAGAUGAUGCAUGCUCUGAUGGAGAACCAGAAGAAAAACACCACUGAGGUGACUGUCAAGAUCGACAACAUGUACUCUGAGCUGAAUGGGAGAAUUGAAUCGUUAAAUUCUCACAUGAGAGUGUUGGAGAACCAAGUGGCACAAUCCGCAGCUAGAGUCAAGGCACCUCCAGGGAUACUUCCAGGGAAGAACGAGGCUAAUCCAAAAGAGUAUGUUAAUGCCGUCACCCUUCAAAGCGGCAAGGAGCUUCUGGAACCGCAACAGAAAGCAGGGAAUGACCAAUCCAGCGGCGGGACUGACCAGUCUAAAACACAAAAUCAGGAAGGUAACCAUGACGAAGUUCUCAACAACAUUACUGAUGAUGUUGUAAAACAUGGAUCAACAGUUCCUGAAGAAAAACAACCCAGCGGACCACAACAACCCUAUGCACCCAGACUACCUUUACCUACUCGCCGCAAGUCAAAGAUUCAAGAGCGAGAGUAUAAGAAGCUGAAGUCAGUAGUAGGAGAGGUUCAAGUUAGACUCCCUUUCAUCGAAGCAGUAAGGAUGGUUCCAGCUCUUAAGAAGUAUAUGAAAGAGAUUCUAACAGACAAGCUCAGUCUGGAGAAGGGAGUGAUGUACCUCACACAAGAGUGCAGUUUUAUGCUCCAAAAUCGAAUGCCUGAUAAAUGUGGGGAUCCGGGACCAUUUACCUUGCCUUGCACGAUAGGAGAUCUCAAGUUCAUCAAAUGCCUCUACGACCUAGGAGCGAGCGUGAGCCUUAUGCCACUCAGUGUUGCGACGAGACUUGGACUCUACACCUUCAAACCGACCCAAGUCACCCUCGUCCUAGCUGAUCGUUCCACUCGACGUCCAUAA
Molecule: messenger RNA, 1332 nt
Organism: Camelina sativa (false flax)
Lineage: Eukaryota; Viridiplantae; Streptophyta; Magnoliopsida; Brassicales; Brassicaceae
Source: RefSeq, a predicted model, not a curated record